Messenger RNA from Nicotiana tabacum (common tobacco), 441 nucleotides. NCBI's taxonomy places the organism in Eukaryota, Viridiplantae, Streptophyta, Magnoliopsida, Solanales, Solanaceae. The record is from RefSeq and is a predicted model, not a curated record.
AUGGUAUACUUGUUCGAUAUGCUGGGUGGUGCGACGGUGUUCACCAAAAUAGACUUGGAGACAUGUUAUUGGCAAGUUCGGAUUGCGGAGGGUGAUGAACACAAGACUACCUGUGUAAUAAGAUAUGGGUCGUACGAGUUCCUGAUUAUGCCAUUCGGCUUAACUAACGCUCCAGCCAUAUUUUGCACCCUGAUGAACCAAGUCUUCCGAGAGUACAUUGACGAAUUCGUGGUGGUCUACUUGGAUGACAUUGUGAUGACGAGAACACGUGCAACAUCUUCAGCUGGACAGCAGCCUAAACCCCCAGUGGCAGCUCCUACUAGGGGCAGAGGACGAGGACGAUUUCGCACUAGAGGCCGAGGCAGAGGUUUAUAUUUGGUAGUAGUCCUAGCUGUCUGUGAGGCGUACCAGCUUGGAUUGGCAUUUGGAGACUCGAGAUAG